Molecule: messenger RNA, 606 nt
Organism: Lactuca sativa (garden lettuce)
Lineage: Eukaryota; Viridiplantae; Streptophyta; Magnoliopsida; Asterales; Asteraceae
Source: RefSeq, a predicted model, not a curated record
AUGGAAAAAUUGUCCGGUAGCAUGGAAAGGGCAAUACGCAAGUGGUCAUCAUGGAUCACCUUCGUUGGUUCCAAUAAGGACGUCAACGUUCUUGAUCAGUCACCAAUAUUCGACGAUCUUUUGAAUGGAAAAGCCCCGGAUGCUCCUUUCACGGUAAAUGGAAAUGAAUACAAAUAUGGGUAUUACCUUACAGAUGGAAUAUAUCCUCAGUAUUCCACAUUCGUGAAGGCAUUCUGCCACCCGGUUGAAGAACAAGACAAAUUUUUUAAGAGAAGACAAGAAGGAGCACGUAAGGAUGUGGAACGUGCUUUUGGAGUGUUGAAGGCGAAGUGGCAUAUAGUCGAACAUGCAGCACGACCAUUGGAUUUAGAAACUCUACGAUAUAUCAUGUAUGCAUGUAUCAUAAUGCAUAACAUGGUAGUAGAAGAUAAAGAGAGAAAUAUUGCACACUAUAUCCCAACAGAGCCCAUACACGUUCAGUUUCAACCAGGAACAACAGAUUAUUUGCAUCGCGUUGUUGACAUUCAGGACGCAAAUAAACACAGACAACUUCGAGAGAACUUGGCGGAUUAUAUCUUCUAUGGUACUAAUAACGAUAACGAAUAG